CGAGCCUCGUGUAAGAUGGGCCACAGGGUAAGCUCGAGCCCAAACAAGUUGUGGAUCACGACAUGACAUUCUCGUUCCAUCCAGAAGAAGAAGCUGAAGAGGGUAUAGUAGAGAUUUGAUUCAACGAAAAAGGAGAACCUCACCUGAAACUAAAUCGAAGCAGAGGAGAAGAAGGAACGAAGAUGGUGAAAGUUGCGACCUACUUCGCGAUGACGCUGGGAGCUUUCGUCUUCUGGCAAUCCAUGGACAAGGUCCAUGUCUGGAUCGCUCUCCGUCAAGACGAAAAGCAAGAGAGGUUGGAGCGGGAAGCGGAGAUCAGAAGGGUUAGAGAAGAAUUAUUGAAGCAGCAGGCCAAUCAGAAGGAUUCUCUUUCUUGAAUAGGAAAAUGUUGUAAUUUUGCUACCUUUUGCCAUGUAAUUUCCCUUGCUUUUGUUUUUACAAUGCAAUGUCUUGUGCUCAAAUAAAAUUUGGUACUCGAGAGCACUACAAAUUUAAUUGCGUGGAUUUCUAAUUUGUUCCUUUACACAUGUGCUUGUUUCAUAAAAUGCUACGAAUCAGUAAUUGUUGGAACGGACACAUUACUCAGGUUAUGAAGCUGAUAUUAAGGAAGUAGAUUGUUUGAUUCGGUCAUACCCGAACCUCUUA
Cajanus cajan (pigeon pea) is the source of this 645-nucleotide messenger RNA. RefSeq lists its product as uncharacterized. The record is from RefSeq and is a predicted model, not a curated record. NCBI's taxonomy places the organism in Eukaryota, Viridiplantae, Streptophyta, Magnoliopsida, Fabales, Fabaceae. Gene Ontology annotation, cellular component: respiratory chain complex I.